Salvelinus fontinalis (brook trout) is the source of this 633-nucleotide messenger RNA. Its product is annotated as proteasome subunit beta type-7-like. Gene Ontology annotation, cellular component: proteasome core complex. The transcript has 4 exons. The coding region runs from base 10 to 336 and encodes 108 amino acids. The record is from RefSeq and is a predicted model, not a curated record. Lineage: Eukaryota; Metazoa; Chordata; Actinopteri; Salmoniformes; Salmonidae.
UACGUUGCAAUGGGGUCUGGUGACUUGGCCGCUCUGGGGAUUCUGGAGGAUAGAUUCAAACCUAAUAUGGAGUUGGAGGACGCUAAGAAGUUGGUCCGGGAUGCCAUCCACUCUGGCAUCAUGAGUGACCUGGGCUCAGGCAACAACAUAGAUAUCUGUGUCAUCACUAAACAGGGGGUGGACUACAUCAGGCCAUAUCAGGAGUCAGAGUACAAAGACAAGAGGCAGAGAAGAUACAAGUAUCGCCCAGGGACAACGUCUAUUUUGACAGAGAAAAUAGUCCCUCUGGAGCUGGAGGUAGUGCAGGAGACAGUCCAGCGGAUGGAUACCGCCUGAACCUGACCACUCAGAAACAACAAAGAUACGGUCACACAGAGAGGCUUUUCACAAUAUUCAGACAUAAAAUCAGUGAAUACAAUACACCUAAUAAUGACUAGAUGUGACUACUAGGUGACACUACAAUGCAAAGCCAUAAAAAACAUUGUCACAUAAAGAUCUUAGUUCAAUGAACUGAAGUCACCAAUACAUGUUGAACAGGUAUAGUAGGUCUAGGCUAUAGCUGUGUCUAUAGGCACUGGGUGAAAUAUUGGAAAAUGAUUGAUUGAAUAAAAGGUCUACAUUAUUUUUCAUGAA